GGCCGGUCCUCCCUGCGGUUACUGCCGGCCGGGCCGCGGUCCGGACGCCCGGGGCUGGGAACGAAGAGGAAGCGCCUGGCCUGCUCUUCUCAGCGGCGCGUGGGGAGAGGCCGCCUCAGUCCCGCAUUCCGGUCCCAGGUGCGCAGCGCUCUAUUCGGCUCGUAGACCAGUCCCCGGCGUCCUCCUCGCGGCCUUGGCUCCGGCCUCUCAGGCCCGGUUCCCCGGACCCCGCGCCCCUGCGCCCCGGCGCAGGGCGCGACCCCCGCCCCGGCGGCGGGAGGAGCCGGAGGAACGACGGCGCCGGGAGUCAGACACGCUCCUGUCCUGGAUAAUGACUCUGGAUAGCUGGGGAACCCAGUGGCAAACGGCCUGGGUGACCGCUCUGAACUAUGAGGCCCAAAGAAGAGGGGGCCCAUUGCAUCUCUCUUUCCAGCAGAACCCACAGGCCCAGUCCUUGCAGUUGACAGUUGGAGAAGUCUCCAGUGUGGUCAAGUCAACCCAGGAGAAGGUGGUGAUCUGUCAUGUGGUGGGUGAUACCCUUCAGUUCUUGGUCAGUGCAAGGCCUGCCUCUACCACCAGUUCAGAAUGCCAGCUGUAUGACGUCCAGCUUUCCCCAUUUCAUUUAAAGAUGGAAUUCCACAUGGAAGAGAAGAGAGACGACAUUCAGAUCAGGUGGUCGUUCACCCAUGCACCAGAAACAGCCAUCAAGAUCCAGCCCCAGGCCCCAGGGGAGAAGCAGGUGCUCGAGGUAAACGUGCUUUCUGAAGCCCUUAAGGAUCUUUUCAAGCACCUAGUUGGUGCUGCCUCUCCAUCUGUAUAUCUGAGCACCAAGCCCACACAGAUCAAAGAAGCUCAGACUCUACAGUGCACUUCCUCCACUGCUCAGGAACCCUGCCCUCCCAAACCUCCAAGGGCUCAUGAACUAAAACUGCAGGUGAAGAAUAUCCGAGUCUCCCUGCUAACCCAUCCUGGUGCUUCAGGCAGCAUUAGCCAUGUGUGUGUGGCCCAGCUGAACGAUCCUGCACAGCAGUUCAUCAGCACCCUAGUGAGAAACACAACAGACCUCACUUGGGAGGAGGAAUUCACCUUUGAACUGAACGCCAAAUCUAAGGAGCUGCUCUUGCAGAUCUCAGAGAAUGAGUGCUCUUCAGAAGGUCUGUUGGGGACAGCAACCAUUCACCUGGACUUAUUUAGGAAGCAGCCUAAUGGUCCACAGACCUUCAGACUGGUCAGUGGAACAGAGCCUGACAGCUUGGUAUUAGGCUCAGUCACUGCAGAGUUUUCUUACAUAGAACCUGGUGAGCUAAAGUCCUGGCCUGCUCUUCCUCCUGUUUCUGCUACUAAGAUAGAAAAGGACCGUACAGUGAUGCCAUGUGGGACGGUGGUCACCACUGUCACUGCUGUGAAGACCAAGCCUCGCUUUGACACUGGAAGGGUGUCCCCAUUGAGCUCAGAGUCCCCCGUGAGAACACCCAUCAAGGUAAAGGUCAUUGAGAAGGACAUCUCUGUCCAGGCCAUUUCGUGCCACAGCGCCCCAGUCAGCAAGACUUUCUCCUCUUCAGACACAGAACUACUGGUGCUGAAUGGAUCAGAUCCUGUGGCUGAAGUUGCCAUUCGGCAGCUCAGUGAAUCCUCAAAGCUGAAGCUGAAGUCUCCACGGAAGAAAAGCACCAUCAUCAUUUCAGGGAUCUCCAAGACCUCACUGUCUCAGGACCACAAUGCUGCCCUCAUGCUGGACUAUGCAGCUUCUAUGGACAGCACCAACCAAGGGGAUGCCUCAUCCACUCUGUGCUCUCCAGAGGCCACUGCAGCCUCUUCCACUACCCCACCUGAAGAUGAUGAGCCAGCCCAGGCCCUACCUGCCCUCAAGCCUAGAGAGAAUGAUCUAGACUCCUGGGACCUAGAGAAAGAAUCCCCAGCAGCAGCAUGGAGCAGUUCAGCCUUACAGGAACCAGAUGGGGACGAACUGUCAGAGAGCUCCUUGAGUGCUUUGGAGCUUGGAGCCAAUAAGAAGCAUAAAGAAGGAAUUCUAAGGAAAAGCGCCAAGCUCUUCUUCCGCCGGCGACACCAGCAGAAAGACCCAGGCAUGAGCCAGUCACAUAAUGAUCUAGUCUUCCUGCAGCAGCCAGAGGGGAAGCUGAAGAAGGGGGCAACCCUCAGCCGGCUCUUGAACAAGAAGCUGCUUCCUAGGCACAGAGGCAAACACGCCAUGAAUGGAGUACCCAGAGAGCCCUGCACAUAGCUCAAGUCACCCCCUGUCCUCAAAGCUGGAGGAUGGGACCACAAAGGUCCCACCAGAGCACCGGAACCAGUGCCAUCAGAUGUGUGCAUUGUCUAGCUUGUUUUUUUUUUUUUUUCCCAAUAAUCUUGGUUUUUAAAGGGAAAAAGCAAUCUGCCUGUUUGGACAGGAAGCUUCCCCGAAGACAACUGAUAAUGCAGUCCAAUUUGCCACCAGAUACUCAGUGCGAGCAUCUGGCUCCAUCUGUCACAUGUCAUCUAAGUGUUGAGGUGGAAUGUAAGAUGGAUGCCUGCCACACGUGCUCUGAUGACAGUGGAUAGUAGGCAGGAGGGGUCACAGUCCACCUAUUUCUUCCUCUCUCCUUCAGGGACUAUUGGGGUUUGUGUCUGGACCAUGGCAUGCGGGCUGCUGCUAUGAGCAGGAUGGACCACCUCACAUAUCUUGCUGUUUAGAAUUAAGUAGUGCAUCUGACCCUGAGGACAGGUGUAUGGAUAUAGGAAGGAUUUUGAGCCAUGAAGAAAUUGUAAUAGGAAAAAGAUGUGCUUUGACAAGUGUGAGAGGUUGUUCACCUUUGAUAUUAGCCAUAUACGUUAAAAACUUAUGCAAACACUAAAUGUGUCCUGUGCAGAUUAUGCCAGACACUUCCAGAUUUACUUGACCCUUCUUGCAAGUAGAGGUGUAGAAAUUCAGAUAUGUUUUUUGUUUGUUUGUUUGUUUGUUUCUCAUGCCAGGGGCUCUGUUUUUUUUCCCACGGCAUAGGCAGCAUGCUAAACUCAAAUAUGCUGAGGCUGACUUUGGGAGCAAUGAGUGACAGCUUGUAGGACAUUGACCACACAUAUAUGGUUCUUGCCAAAUACAGCCAACAGGUAAAACAAAGAACUUUAGGGCAACUGAGGAAACUAUUCUGUAUCCCGGGUGCCAAUUGGUCUCAGGCAUAGAAGUUUCAUAACAAUGGGCCAAACUUGUAGGAAUUCUUUUCAUGGGAUCUUCAGAAUUCUACUGUGAACAGGGACUUCUGGACACAUUUUGGGGUAUCCUGGUUUUGGUUUACUGUGGGAAAAUUACAAAGUUGGCACCUGAGUUCAGUGUCCCCCUGUAUCCAUAAGGUGCUGUCCUCUUCUGUGUUCCCGGCACUGUAGAUUCACUAGGUCUCACAGCCCUCCAGAGUCACUGUCUGUGGGGAGGGGUGUUGUGUUUUGACCUGUCAAUGAGAUCCAUUUUCUUCCCAUAACAAUGGAACAGCUGACAGGAAGACCUGUCAUGAAGUGAGGAAGCUCCUUCUGGCCUCUUCUGUUCUUUAAAAACAUCAGGGGCAAAGUCACUGUUGUUGACCAAAAAUGUCUAUGAAAGCCAAAAUUAUGGGAAUUUUUUUUUAAUUUUUAACUGUUUUAACAAGAGAGAUUGGAAAACCACAUCAUUUCUUUCUUGGUUCGUUUACUCCGUUCUAGGGAUUAAAACUGUGGCUUUGUGCAUACUGGACAGGUCCUUCUCCACUGAACUAUUUUCCCUAGUCCUCUUUCCACUUGUUAUUGUGGAAUUGGGUCUCACUAAGGUGUUGACUGGGCUGCCCUGUAAUUCAUUCUGUAGCCCAAUUAUACCUUGAAACUCUGAUCCUCCUGCCUUCAUCUCUCAAGUAGCUGAGAGUACAGGCCUGAACCACUGGGCCCCGUGAAUUUUAGUUCCAAAUAAACAUAAAUUUGAAAAUUCUUGAUGGGUGUGGUUGUGCAGGCCUCCUGUGAUCCUUAGAAGAUGGAGAAAGGAGGAUGUUAGCUUCCAAGCCAGCCUGGGCUACAUGAGACCCCUUCUUGAAACAAACAACAACAUAUAUAGAAGAAAAAGAACCUGGAAGAAUCUCAGGUAGUUUUCAGGUGACUUUGAAGACACAUUUCAGCAUGCUUUGUCUUUAAAGAUCACCUUAUGUUAAGUCACAGCGAAGUUUCUAGAACGGAUUCAUUAAUACCAAAUUUGUUCUCAAUUCCAGUGAUCCAUUCUACUACUCUUUUCUAGAAUGGAUCCAUUAAUACCAAAUUUGUUCUCAAUUCCAGUGAUCCAUUCCACUACUCUUUUUGGAAUGGACAUGAUUUAAAUUCUGUGUUUUACUUGAAGUAUUGUUAUUCCACAUGGUGUGCAGAAUUGUGUGAUACAUAGUUUUCAAUUCCCAGAGACUAUGGUGUGUCAGAGAUUAUGAUUCAGAUGCUGUAUUUUCAGUUGGUGCAGUAGCCCUCAUCUAACAUGCUUAGGGCCAGAGGUGUUUCAGACACAUUUUGGAUCUUGGAAUAUCUUGAUAAGUCUUUACCAUCUGAGCAUCUCUGAAUCCCAAAUAUAAAAUUUUCAGAAACAUGAAACUCUUUGAAUACUGUGGUACAGACAGAGUUUUGGGUUUCAGACUUUUGGGUUAGGGAAUGCUCAGCUUAUACAGGUUUUGUUGGUUUGAUUGGUUUUGACAUUUAUGUUCAGUUUAUUCAAGUAUGAAGGCAUCAGAAUUUUAGGUUAUACUUCCUCUCUCUCAGCAGUUACAACAACAACAAAAAAGAACAAAUGGUUUUUAGCCAUCCAAGCCUCCAAAUGAUCCUAUGAGCAUCCUGCUCCUGGCUUUCUACCAGUAUCUAAGACCUGUCCUCUAGGAUCUCUAGUGAGCAGCCUUUGCAAAUUGAGAACACCAUCACAGCAGAGGUUGCAGAGAUGGGGGACACAAACAAGUAGCCUCAGGGCCUUCCUUGUGCUAUGAAGUCUUUUCUCCAAGCUGUUUAUCUACUUCUGUUUCUUCAUGGUAUAGGGUAAUUAUGUUGAAAUGAACAUCAUUAAGAUUAUGCACCAGGUGCCAACAGUGUGCAUGUGUAAGUCACCUCUGUUUUACUAUCUGCAUUCUUUUGUGGCUUCAGUUUCUGUCUUGAGGUUUUGGCAGAGUGAUAGUUUUAAAGCAAUUUCUCAUGAACACUAAUUCAGGUAUCUAUGAAUCUAGAAGAUCUCAGGUUGGCUGGAGUGAGCUGACCACAUUUCCUCUACCCUUCAUGCAGGGACUAAAUAGAGCUGUUUGUGUGUGUGUGAGGAUGGUGUAGCAGUAACAAGACUAGGGCUCCCUUGCUCUCGUUGCAAACCUACUGUGAGCAAGAGGAUUUAGACAAAGCACUUUAUUUUAAAUUUUAAGUUCAAAGCCAGCCCUACUUCCUGACUGUGGAAGGAAGCAGGCGAUUUACUGUUGACCAGUUCCAAAUCAGAUUUUUGCUGGCCACAUUUACAGAAAAGGGUUGCAAAUGUUCUUCUCAAGCAGAAAGGGAAAGAUUAAUUUACAUUGCUGCCACCCAGAGUGGUGUUUUUUGGUUAAUAAGCUCAGGGCUGUCAAUGUUCAACUUUCAAAGUACAGUCUGAUAGAUGGUGGAAGGUAAAACAUGUCUCUGUCACACAGAAACAGGUGUGGGUACUGACCCCAAUGACAGGCACUGUCCCCACUAUCUCAACAGUCCAAGACCUGAGGACCAAAGCACUUGCCUGGGGACAAAGACACUGUUCAAACCAGCAGUGCAAGCUCUUUAUGUGAAAUGUCCCUGUUAUGUGUAUAAGUAUUGCUGCCUGGUUCACUUUGCUGAUGGUGGAGUGGAGAUGUGAUUAUUCCCAGGACUGUAAGCCUGGCUCUCUGCCCAGUUAUGUUGAACCUCUACUACAAAGAAAAUAAAGUAAAGGCUUCCCAGGUGUGUGGUGAGCCUGAUGCUGGUGUGUGGCAAAUGGCAUCCGUGACAAUGAUUGUAUUUGUUGCAGCACUUUAGACGUGGGUGUCACCCUGCACCACCCUAGGCAGCAAGACAUGGCUGCAACUUUACUGACCUCUCAAGAAAUAAAUGUGCUCAUGGAAAACA
Cricetulus griseus (Chinese hamster) is the source of this 6093-nucleotide messenger RNA. The record is from RefSeq and is a predicted model, not a curated record. Lineage: Eukaryota; Metazoa; Chordata; Mammalia; Rodentia; Cricetidae.